UUUUAACGGACUUAGGCCAAUCUCUAAGGUUGACAUGAAUUAUUCCACAAGAAUCUCUUGGUUAUAAAGAGGUCGAGUGUCGGCAUGCUCACAAUGCUUGACACUGAGACAAGAUCACCGGAAAUCACAAUUUCUUUCGCUUCCGCAGUCUAAACACCAACCCUCACCUCCCAUACCAUCAAUAUGCCUGCACAAAUGCGCAAGCUUGGCCAUAACGGCCCCAACGUCCCCGCCCUAGGCCUUGGCCUGAUGGGUCUCGGCUAUCCGGUCUACGGAGCCCCUCCGACAGAUGAGGAUCGAUUCGCACUGCUUGACCGUGCUCAUGAGAUUGGAGCAAGGUUCUGGGACACAGCCAACAUGUAUGGCGACUCCGAGGAGAUAGUGGGCAAAUGGUUCAAGCGCACAGGAAAGCGCAGUGACAUUUUCCUGGCGACCAAGUUCGGUUAUGUGAUAGGCAGCCCGACCUAUGAGACUGACAGCUCCCCCGAGUAUUGCAAGAAAUGUUGCGAGGACAGUCUCAAGACUCUUGGCGUCGAUUUCAUUGAUCUCUAUUACGUCCAUACCGUCAAUGCCAAAACGCCAAUUGAAUCAACUAUGCGAGCGAUGGCAGAGCUGAAAGCAGCGGGCAAGAUCAAGCACAUCGGCCUGUCCAAUAUCAAGUCUUCUGAACUUCGCCGUGCUGUCAAGAUUGCCCCCGUUGCUGCAGUCCAGAUCGAGUACUCGGCCUUUGCGCGCGAUAUCGAGAGCCCAAGUGGAACCGAUCUCCUGGCCACUUGUCGAGAGCUGGGCGUCUCCAUCAUCGGUUACGCGCCCCUGGGACGCGGCCUGCUCACAUCUACCUUCACCAGCACGGAUGCCGCGAGCGCCGGCACGGACAUGCGCUCCAGCUUCUUCCCACGCUUUCAGGGAGAGAACCGUGACAAGAACAUCCAACUCGUCCAGCAACUGACAGCCCUGGCGGAGAAGAAGAACUGUAGCACGUCGCAGCUGGCGAUCGCGUGGCUUCUGAAGCAGGGCGACGACGUCAUUCCGAUUCCGGGCACUAAGAAAGUGAAGUAUCUGGAGGAAAACUGGGGUUCGCUUGAUGUCGAUUUGACUGACACGGAGGAGGCUGAGAUUAGACGCUUUGUUGAAAGUGCCGAGGUUGCUGGGGGUGUCGUUCCAGAAGGAAUGGAAGCCCACCAGUACGGUACUACGGCUGAGGAGGUCUAGUUGAAUGGGGUGGUGGUAAUACUGGAUGCGUCACUAUGAG
Ilyonectria robusta is the source of this 1252-nucleotide messenger RNA. RefSeq names its product putative aldo-keto reductase. Gene Ontology annotation, cellular component: cytoplasm. The transcript has 4 exons. The record is from RefSeq and is a predicted model, not a curated record. NCBI's taxonomy places the organism in Eukaryota, Fungi, Ascomycota, Sordariomycetes, Hypocreales, Nectriaceae. The coding region runs from base 184 to 1212 and encodes 342 amino acids.